AUGAUUUUUAGCUAUGUACUUUUGAGUGCACGUGCCAUAGGAAGCAGAACGGAGAAAACAGGAUUGCUCUCGGUUCUGGAUGAUGGUGGACUAUCAGGAUUGAGGAAAAAGGCAAAAAGCACAUCUGUUCAUACAGCAGAAGCCGAUAAACAUGUGGGAAAAUUGGAAGUUCAUGAGGAGAAGAAAGUGAAUAGCAAGCAUCAGGUCACAUCAGACAAGUUUUCGUUUCUGCUGGCAUCAGUAGGUGGUGCCGAGGAACCAUCCUCAGAAUCAACCUGUAUAGGCCUUGACGAUCAGGACAAAACAUUAUUACGAAAUGGUACAUUUAAUGAGGAAUCUGCAAAGUCCUUUCAGGAAGCUUUGCUUCAGUGGAGGAAAGGUGAUCGUGAACGCAGAGAACAACGGCGUGCCAGCGAGGUCCUAUCAGAAUCAGUGGGAACUUGCGAGGUACAGACCAAUGUUACUGUUAUGAAGGACCCUGUCCAAAUUGAAUUCAAGAAGGAUGGCUUGAGCUACAUGGAGAAACUCUUGCUUAAGAAAUACAGAAGGACUCCUGGUGAUCAAAUUUCUGGCAAUUGCUUUAAAGGUUUAAGGCCUGUGCAAACACUGAAUGUACAUGAGACUGAGACUGAAGGAUGGGGAGAAGAUGAUGAUGAUGUUGGUGACUUAACAGUUGAAGAUGUGAAGAGAUAUUGGACAUCUAUUUUUAGAGAGGGAGUACCCAACACUGUUUCUGAAAGUGCAGAGUCCUCUUUGAAAAUUGAAUUCCUUGAUGAUUCUUAUGGCAAGGACUCGGAAGAAUCAUCUGAUGACUUUUUGGUGAUGGAAGCUCGGACUAUGGGAAUGAAUAAGCAAGGAAAAGCUGAACCGUUGAAGCAGUUUGGAAGUGGUGCAGCAGCUGCAGAUCAGAAUAAGACAGUGCAAGACCUUUUGCAGAGAGAAACUGUGGGCCUAAUGAGAAAGUCAUCUCAUCAUUUAACUUCCACGGCUGACACUCAGUAUUUUUUACCUUUUCCUCUUGACAGAAAUCCUGUUUCUCAUGAAGAAAUUUCUCAAGAAGAAAUAGUUGUCUGCAGUCUUGAAAGAAAUGCAGUGCAAAAGGAGAGUACUAAAUUAAAGACUAUGAGAAGAUCACUUGGGUCCUCUAAACCACCUGUGAAGAUUUCUAACCCUACUGAACUAAUGAGCAACAAGUAUCUCCUAGAGACACGACUACAGCAACCUGAUGGAGACUCAAAAGAACUGGACAGUGCCUGCAAUAGUUUGAUUUUGGGUAUAAUUACAGAGUCUUCAAUGUUACAGGAUAUAGCCACAAGACAGAAACCUGUUUCUGCACCAUACUGGGGACUUGAAGGUUUCUUUGUUGUAGGAGCAAACUCUAAACAAGUAAUGCUGGAAGCACAUUCUUCACUGUGUGCUGACCCUAGUCCUGUGGACAGUAGUAUACCAUUUCCAGGAGAUGGAAGGUGGGUUACUGAAAAGAGCUUCAGUGAAUGUGCUGAUGACUCUGUAGUUCAGGGUGUCUUAGAAAGUCAGCUGAAUAGACCUUCACGUGGUUUGGAGACUCAAAAUAGAAUUUCUCCCCUGAUGGCAGCAUGGAGAUCAUACCCAGGGAAUGAUUCUAAAAGACCUUGGUCAACAAAUACACUACAGAGUAAACUGGCAGGAAGCUGUCCGACAAACACACAGCCAAGACCAAAGAGUUCACCUACACGUACAUUUGGAGCUGGUACUAAGAGAUCAGAACACAAGUGCCUUGAUGUAACUAAACAAGAGGAGUAUCUUUGGGAAUAUAUCGCUGACCAAGAAGCUCUACUUACUCUGGAAAAAGAAUUACAAAAUUGUCCAGGUCCUGAAAAACAUUUCAGCUUAUCUUGUGAAGAUGUAACUUCCUCCAGCAGACAUGCAGGAAAGAUAUGUGAAAAUCCUGCAGAUUUCCAUAAAAACUUGGAGCUAAAAGGCCACAGCAGAGUUGAUACUCUCGGGGUCUGGGAUGAAAGCCAAAUGGAGGAUGAGGAAGAAAUUUUGGAGGAUAAACAACAGGUUCUUGCAUUACAGUGA
This is a messenger RNA of Merops nubicus (carmine bee-eater), 2061 nucleotides long. RefSeq names its product zinc finger, B-box domain containing (gene ZBBX). The transcript is spliced from 14 exons. The coding region runs from base 1 to 2061 and encodes 686 amino acids. The record is from RefSeq and is a predicted model, not a curated record. Gene Ontology annotation, biological process: cilium movement. Gene Ontology annotation, cellular component: motile cilium. NCBI's taxonomy places the organism in Eukaryota, Metazoa, Chordata, Aves, Coraciiformes, Meropidae.